This is a messenger RNA of Chilo suppressalis (striped riceborer), 12360 nucleotides long. The record is from the annotation of a GenBank genome assembly. NCBI's taxonomy places the organism in Eukaryota, Metazoa, Arthropoda, Insecta, Lepidoptera, Crambidae.
AUUUUACCAGUGUGUAUGGGGUAUUUGCCGGUCAUGAGUGCUGCGCGCGAAGGCGUACAAAUAGGCGCCACGUAAUGAUGCUGCAGCACCACGCCAGCGUACGCCAGAGCGUCGAUGUUGGGCGUCGGGAUCUCAUUCGAUCCGUGGAAACCGACAUCAUCCCAGCCCUGGAAGAAAAGCGCAUCCAUAAUAGCAGGCCCAAGGAAUUAAUAUUAUGGUUAAUGACCUUACCAUUAGCCAUACAUGAGGGUAUACAGGAUAUCUACAGACCACAGAACCUCAAUCAAAGUACGCCUCGCUCAAGCACAGUCAGCUCAGGACAAAGCGUCGUUUCUGUCACGGUCACAUUCAAUGGGACAAAGUGAGUAAUAUGAUUUUAUUAGUUCAAUUAAAGUUUAUAAAUAAAGUAUGUACUUGUACUUAUCUCUUAUUUAAUCUCACUUAGGUGCAAGACUGAGGGAAUAACACUUACCUACCUACUUACUUCAUUGUAAGAUUGUUUACACUGUUUGAAUGAUAAUAAUAAAAUGUGAUACAUAAACAAUAUAAUGCUUUUCAAUGUUAUGUUAAUCUCUGUUACUACAAAUACUUAAAUCUGACUUUGUUUAACAAACACACUGCACUUAUUCACUGCACACGAUUCGCUUACCAAGUCAUCGGCAAUAAUGAGCACUAUGUGAGGCGGGUUCGAUUCCCGUGCUGUGCAUAUCACGAGCGCACUCGCGGCGAGUAGAGCGCGGACAAACAUUUUGACUGUGUUUUGACGGAGGGCUCCGCUGGAGUGACGGACGUGUUGUUAAAACGGACGGAGGAGCGUUAUCACUGCCGGAAUUGGUGGGGACACCAGAAUUAUUGCUAGAUAUGUACAUAGGUACCUAUAACCUAAACCGCUUUGGCCGGCAGUCGCUGCUCCCCUCUUCUUAAUUUUUAAUUUGACGUUUUUACGCUUUGUUACGUACCUAAUAUAAUUUUGUUUGUUGACAGAUUAAAAUCCCUUUAUCAAAGUAAUUUAAAAUACACUUACAUAACUAACUUACAACCGUACCUACCUCUAGCCUUAUUUCACGGUUACCAUGCCAGUGCCACGGUUCGACCCACGAAAGUUCAAACCCAGGACCUCUGUGUAGGAGACACCUUGAAAAUCAAAUAAAGGUACACUGCGACCAGGGACACUCCACCACAAAAGUCGUCUUUACUAAUAUUAUUAAGAGGAAAGAUUUGAUUGUUUGUUUGUUUUGAAUAAGCUCCGAAACUAUUGGACGGAUUUGAAAUUUUUGAAAUGUGUCUUCUAUCUAAUAUAAAUCGUCAAGAAGACCGCUAAAGAAGUAGAUAUUUUCUAUAUAUGGGUAAUGGGUGCCUGAAAUAAAUAAAUUAUUAUUAUUACAGACAGAUACACACGACACAGAAGAUAGACACGUCAAACUUAUAACAUCCACCAAUAUGACCAAUACGACCCAAAAACCUUCAUAAAAAGAGCGUACUCCUUCCUUAAAGGCCGGUAUCGCAUUUGUGAUACUCCUGGUGUUGCAAGUGUCCAUGGGCGACGGUGAUCACUUACCAUCAGGUGAGCCGUCUGCUCGUAUGCCCCCUAUAACAUAAAAAAAAAACAUCUUUUUCCGUCGGGGCCGGGGGUUAAAAAAAGAAGUUUCUUAUUUGAGCAACCUAAUAUUUGUUUGAGUCUUUGGUUUGAGUCAACAAUUCAAUGCUACGUUCUGCACUUAUUAUUAUUGAUAAAUGAUUUAUUAACUUAAAAAGACCGGCGUCUUAUAGUGUUUCGAAUAGAAAAACCUUCAUGUAAACAUGUAACCUAUGAGGUGGUGAUGGACAAGACAUAUGUCAAUAUCAACUUUUAUACCUACUUUUUAAUAUCCAAUCUUCGAAAGUAAUUUUUUUCAGACCUUAAAUAAUAUCCAAAUUGAAAACCCAUCGGCGCAGCGCGGGCCGGAUGUGGCCCACGGGACGUACUUUGUCCACCACUGCAUGAGUGAUUAAUUAAUGUUGUGUUUUUACUAUAGAAUUGUGUGCACUCUGUGCUAAAUAAAGGACUGUCAAGCGUGUACUGCGACAUUAUAAUUUCGAACCACGUAACAUUAAGAUCGCAUCUCAAACUUAUUAUUACACAGGCCCACAAAAAAAGUACCCUGCGCGAAAGACCAGUCUACCUGAACUUUAUGUUUUCGGGGUCGCUGAGACCAAUUAAGGUGCCAGAAUAGCGAAGUUGGUUCACGUUUUUUCAGAAAUCAGCAAUAAUGCUGAAAAUUUAAGUUUUUCGUACAACAUGGUUUAUGUUGUUAAAAAAACGCGAACCAACUUCGCUAUUCUGGUACCAUAUUUGGACUCAGCGACCCCGAAAACAUAAACUACAGGUAGUCUAGUCUUUCGUGCAGGGUAUUUUUUUUUUGGGCCUGUUUUAUCGUUGACAACUUACCCGAGCGAUGCUCUCUACCACUAAAGGUCCAUCACACAGCUUCCAUCCGCAUGCGUUGUCCAUUUUGUUGUUAUUCUUUUCAAUUCCGCUAAAUACUGUUUCUACUGAGCGGAGAUGAGAGGUGUAUUUUGAGCAAAGUCAUUGGUAUUUUUUUUUUAAAUUGCUCAGCUCCGCUUAAAUGGGACCCAGCCUUACAACCGUGUACAUAACUGAAGAGAGAAGUUUAUCGAGAAAACUCAAUCGGUACAUUUCGUGCCAAACAUACUAAGUUUAAAGUAAUAUUCGCAUUCUAAUGUAAAAAGAAAGGAAAUAAAACGAUACUAAAGAGGAGCCUGUGUGGACAUAGUAUUCUUUGUCUUCUCAUAACGGAAGAAAAAUAUCUGUCACCGUCACACACGUCAUGUCAAAUUGGUCAAAGUCAGCCGGUGUUGUUUCAGGUGGUUUCGUUCGUCCAUGCUCAAAGUUUUAUAGUUUUAAUUUAGUUUUAUAAAAUUAUAUUUGUCGGCAAAUUGAAUUUGAGAUGGAGGUGUUUUCAUUUUUCUUCUACAUAAUAUUUCAAGUACUUUGUUUAGGCAUAAUCCUGCUGUUAAUGAUAUCACUGAUAAUUUAUUUUGUGACAAAUCCUUACCCAAUCAUUGAACACUUUGAAGAAGAGAAAACAUACAGAGACAACAAAACGAAAACUAGAAUGAAAUUUCCAAGUAUUGAUGAUCCUCAGAGUAUAAAUUUGAGUAUUGUAGUUCCAGCAUAUAACGAAGAAGAAAGAUUGCCUGCAAUGCUAAAUGAAGCUCUGCAAUUCCUCGAAAACAGACUGCAACAAUACCCAACAUAUAAAUAUGAAAUAAUAAUAGUCAGUGAUGGUAGCAGAGACAAAACUGUAGAAGUAGCUGAAAACUAUAUGGACAAGUAUGGCAGUGAAAAGCUUAGAUGUUUGGAGCUGAUUAAAAAUAGAGGGAAGGGGGGUGCCGUCCGAUUGGGUGUACAAAGUUCAAGAGGUUCGUUAAUACUAUUUGCUGACGCUGAUGGAGCUUCAAAAUUUGAAGAUAUAUGUAAACUUGAAGAAGCUUUAAAAGAUAAGGUGAAAUAUGACUAUUUUAAGGAGCCCAACAUGGUAGAGAACUGUCACGGCAUUGCUAUUGGUUCUAGAGCACACUUGGAAAAGGAGUCAUUAGCAAAGAGAAGUAUAUUUAGAAAUAUACUAAUGUUCGGGUUCCAUUUUUUGGUGUGGCUAUUCACUGUGAAAGGUAUCAAAGAUACACAGUGUGGGUUUAAACUCUUCACUAGGAAGUCAGCUCGAACUUGUUUUAAGAAUCUCCACGUGAAUAGAUGGGCGUUCGACGUCGAACUACUGUACAUUGCCCAAAAACUGAACAUUCCAAUAACUGAGAUUCCUGUAAGAUGGACUGAAAUAGAUGGUUCUAAAGUAACACCUGUUUUGUCUUGGGUGCAGAUGGGUUGUGAUCUUGGACUGAUCUGGUUGAAAUAUACUAUAGGUGCUUGGAAGUUAAGGCAUAAGACGGAUUGAGAAUCAACAUGCAGUGUAAAUUAUAAAACUUUCCUAAAACAACAUUAUUAAUUUUUGUCAUUAUAAUUCUACGAUUGUGAGAUCAAUUUUUUUCAUUGUUUCAACACAGCUCUAAAAUGUUGCAAAACUGUCAUUGCUCUAAGUACUUCAACAGAUUACAUUCAAUUAAUACAAGUAGAAAUAAAAAAAAUAUAAAUACAGGUAGUAAUAAAUCUGCUAUGAUAGCAGAAAGGGCUAAUUUAUAAUGAAACAACGAUUUAUUGAAAAAAACAUAUAUUUAUAAAAUGCAUUGCAAUCCUUCAGCUUGGCUGUAUGACAACAAGUUAAAUAAAUAGAAUAUUGCAAAGACACAGAUCAAUAGUAGUUAAGAGUUACAUACAACAGUUACAAUCAAACCAUUUAAAUUGAUAAAAAUAUGUUUGUUUCGAGUUCAUUAAAUGAACUCUACAAUGAUUGGUACAAAUAACUUAGAUUUAUACACUUUCUUAAUUAUAUGCAAUAGGCCAUCGACUUUGGGAUCAUAAGAACUGCAGUUACAGGAUUUAACUUAAAAAUAUACAUGAAAUAAUUUAUGCCACUUUGGGUAUCCAUUGAAUCUUGUUAAGGUUAAAUGGUAAAUAUUAACUUUGAAAGAAACACAUCAGCUUAACAUUAAAAGUAUGAUGGUCCGGCUUAGAUUAAAACAAAAAGGGAAGAUACGGCACUCCCGGCUCAAAAGGGAUCCGCUUAAAUUGUGGUGCAUGACCACAAUUCGCUUUAGUCACAAUUGCACAUUCAAACACGCUGCAUGUGCACUCAAUAUAACAAUAUUGCGUAUAUUCUGUGUUUUAAAGAUACAAUAAUAGAAUAAGACAAUGCCUUCGAUGCUUUUAUAAAUAACACAAAUAGUUCAAGAUCAAAUUUCACGGCAACGGCACUUGUUAUCAAGAAAAGGAGAACAAUACAGAUCAGCCGAUUGUAGAGAGAAAAGAAAACGCAGUCGCCAAGCCAAGCGACACGUUCUCACCGUUUCGCUCGCGCUGCGUUGCGUUGAAGCGUACAGUUCUGUCACGCUCGCUCGAUUGAAUGUUUAUUUACAGAAGUGUGCGUACGUGAGAGUUGCUUAUGUACUUAGUUGAUUCGUAGCAUUUUAGUUGAUGCUAGUAUGAGCGUACCGUAUAUUCCCUUUUUGGUUUGGUGUGACUAUACGCUUCAUCAUGCCUGCGCAAUCUAAAUGUGCAGGCAUGACUGUACAUAAAGACUGAACACUGUACAGUGGCCACACGUACAGGUAAGCUCGCACUAACUGCACUGCGCAAACCUCAUUGUAUUUUAAGAACUCGUAACGUCAGAAUGUGACAAGGGGAAUAAGUUUUUUUUUAUGUGAGCUUAGUUUUAUUGUUUAGUGAUAAAAAAGCAAUAAACAAACGCAUUCCUUCGAAUAACUUCUAACAUCACUAAUUUUUAUUAAAAUUUACGACGUGGUGCGUAAACUGGUUUGCGCAGGCAUGCUCGCAGGAAGGACUGAGCGUAGCCGGGCCACAAUUUAUACUAUGUAUAGGAUAUGAAUAAAAAAAAGACCAUUCUGUAACAUUUUCUAAAUAGAAAUAAAUUAGUUUUUGCCUCUCCGAUAGUAAAAAAAAAUAAAAUAUAAAAAUUUGGCAAAAUGAGUUACAUUUAAUUUGAGAUUUAUUAUUUUACUCUUGUACAAAAAUACCUUUACAAAUCUUAAGAUUAGGCGCUAAGGUUCAUAAAUAACAGAAUCCUAAUAUUAUUGAUUAUGUAUAGGCGUGCGAUAAAAAAUAUGCUAUAAAUCUUUGCUAUUCAGAGUUAAGACGAAGAUCCUGAAUUUGAACUUAGUACAUCAUCGAGAAAAUAACUGUAUUGAAACAACCAAGCAGUCCGCUUGCAGUUAAAUUGCAGUCGACUAUGAACAGGAGACUGCGGUUAAUAAACACAAACUUUACAAGUCGAUUAUGUACUUAUUAAAUUGUUAGGAUUUUUAUACCUAAAGAUAUUAUACUUACUUAGGUAUCUACAGCAAAUUUUUCUUUCUUUUACAAUGUCAAGAGGUGGCCUCGGUACUCGGUAGUAUAAUGGUCAAAUCAAUCGCUUAUAGAGCGAUGGAUAUUUAUUUGUUAAAUUCCAGCCUGCAAACUGGGCUGUUUACAGUCCGCGUUGAUAUCCCAAACCAGUAGAGGUUCCAGUACCUCUCUUAAAGUUUGGUUAAUUGUAUUAUUUUUUUCUAGUACAAAUUUUCUUUAUAAAUUCAUGUCAAAAACGAAUAUUUAUUUUUAAUUAAGAGUUAUAACUAUAGGAUUCCGUUGUUUCCAAGGGGCUAUUAAUUCAUAUUUUUACACAUUCUCCGUCAUUGUGCGUACAUCAAUAUAAGAUAGUAGUACAAACUCACUUUCUUCUUAACAAGUUUGUGACAGGUUUGAAUAGUUAGGUACGGUUAUUUACAAUUUUAAUAUUUACAUAUAGUAAACCAUUACAAAAUUUUGGAAUCUAGUUUCAAUCCGAUGUUCUGAACUGCGUAUGAAGUUGUCUGGUGAUCACACUAAUAUUGUUAAGGCGAAAGUUUGUGAGUGUGUAUGUUUGUUAGUUCUUCACGUCUAAACGAAUGGAGCGAUUUUAAAAAAUUUGGUAUGGACUUAGCUGGCAUCCUGGAUUAAUGGAUACGUUUUACUGCAGGAAAAUAUCCCUAAUUAAGCGCGGGUAACACCGCGGGGCACAGCUAGUGAGUUAUAAAUGCAACUGUAACAACUCUCCCGGACGCAUCUAUCGGCGCACUGAAGUCUGUAGCAAAACUAUAAGUUAGGUCGAGCAAUAAUAAUAUAUUAAAACAAAUAAACACAAAUCGAUGGUACACAAAUCAGCUUCAAAACUGCAUAAAACUUUUUUGCUCAAUGUCACUUUAUUUUUAGCUUGGGACCGUCAAAUCAAAACUUAAAAUGCUCGGUGGGCCGAUACAUGUGUCUGGAAGUAUAUUUAUUAUCUUAAUAAAUGUAUGGGUUAAUACCCACACCUGCUAAAAGAAGAAAUGAUGUCAUGGUGCGUGGCUUUGGAGGACAUUUUAGUUGUGGUAAUUUAAAGAAAAUAUAUAGGUGGGUACUCAGUAUUGUGUUUAUAGACUAGCCUCUUACAUAUAUUACAACUAACAGUUUCAACUUCAGUUUAUUACAUUGAACACCACAAUAUGAAAGUGCGUUAAGAUUUCAUAAGAUUCUUAUUAAAAUCGGUAUCUUGAGCGUAUGCUUAAGAGCAAUACCCAGAUGAUUUCUUAAAUUGAGGAGCUGGCGAACAAAACGGUAUAAUUACGCAUCUGCUCAAACUUCUUUUUUUAUUUUACAGUCUGGAGGUUUCGGGCCCGUUGAAUUUGAAUCUAAAAUAAUUUUCAAUCAAAACCACCUAAAACAAUGUUAAAAUUACUAAAUUUAUAAAUUACAAACCAUGCCAAAACCUCACUGUAAGUAUGUCAUUCAGUUUUAUACAGCUCCUAUAGUAUUUAAUUUUAUGUAAUUAUAACGUUUUGUUCGGCAGCUCCUCAAUUGUUAAAAUGAGACGAAAACGCCAUACGUAGUGUAUACUACACAAUACAAUAUUAUUCAGCACACCAUAAUCAGACUCGCAGCGUAAUUUAACGAUGCUGUAAUGCGUCUCUAAACCUAAAAUUGAAUUAUCCUGGUCAUGUUCUAUACAGAAUGAGAAGGAGAGACUGCUAUUAAAUUUCGAGUUCCAAGCACGAACUUUGACAGCUCCGUAAUCGUAUCGCAUCGUCAAAGUUUCUAUAAAAACUAAGCAGUAAGAACAAACUGGCACUUUCUAUACAAAAUUUGACGAUGACGACACGAUUACGGAUGCGUCAAAGUUUGUGAUUGGGCCUCAGGUCAAUGUUGCUAUAUUUCAAUAUCGGACGCUAACAAUUUUAAUAAGUAAUAAAAGCUUGUAAAAAAUAGCUCAGAAUUCGUGACUCGGUGUGGGUACAUCGAUCGUUUCAUAUCAAAAACAUCAAGCUAUUGUCGACCAAAUUCUACAGUAUAUAUGAGCAAGAUCAGUAAGUUCCAACAAUUUUGAAUUCUAUUACAAAAGAUUAUGGUUGAUAAGAGUCUACAUUGAGCGUUUCGAACCCUUUAACGUUGACUCAAGUUAAACCUGGUUUAAAACUGAUGCUGUCACUUUUGUUCGCUAAAUAGAAGACGGAGACAGCAUUAGGUUUAAACCAUGACUAAAUUUAGUCAGUGUUUUGGAAUAGGCCAGCAGAAGUCUUAGACGAAAAAGAAUGAGAUAAAAGGUACUCGUAUACCUUACUACACGAUUGUAUAAAAAUAUUUACCCGCAGAUCUGUCACGAGCUAUACCCAUGGCGGCAACGGUUACGGCCAACACUGGACGGAAAAGAGAAACAUUUUGUUAAUUUUGUCUGGGCUUUAUAUCUAUGUGCUACCCAGGAAAAUAAACAUUGAACUAAGACAAACUAGCAACGAGACCAGACUUAAGACUAUGCUGCUAAAGCCUAACAAAAAUAAUGGCUCUAGUUUAAAAACGUUUGCAUUCAAUUCCAAGGACAUAAUAACAACUACUAUAAAAAUCUCUGGAUGAACUGUAACUAAUCUGCUUCAUGCAUUUUUACAUUAUGUCAACUUCGCUUUGGCAAAAUAAAUCAAGUAUUUAUUUUAUUGAGUUAAAUAAGCAUUAUAUUAUAUAUUUAUUAUAUUUAUCUGUUUUCAUUAACAAGUAAGGCCUCUAAUCCACAAACGAAGUAUUCAUCUAGGACGACAUAUAAUACACCCAGAGCUUAAAAGCUUUCGGGCUAAAAGAGAUACUUUAAUAUGGCGGCGAGUCAUAAUAGAAAUAGAUUUUAUAAAUCGCAGUGACUACAGUUGCACUGAGGACUGCAUAUCUCCAAAAAAUCUCAAUUAAUAAUAUAAAGGGUCAUUAUCAUUAAAUAUUACAGUCAAUAUAUUCAUUGCUUUGCAAUGGGAAGCAUUUAUGUUUAUUCAUAAAGUGACUUAUAAAAAUUAUACUACUAUAGAAAAGCAUAAAGUGUGAAAGAAUUACCCAAAAAUCAGGGCCACUUCAUUUUUAGUUCAAUAUUCUUUCGUAUAAUAUGUAUUUCUAUAUAUUGAAUGUAGGAGAUAAUUCGUUUUUAAUUUGAUUAUUUUCACUUGCGUAAUUUUCUUAGAAUGUUUCUCCAAGAAAUAAAAAAAUAUUAACCUAUUCUCAAUGUCAAACUGAAUAGGCAAAAAUAGUUGUAACGGUGCUUAACUGCCUGUCUAGCAGUAUACAUACAUACAAUUUGAAAGUCGUUGCUUAAAGUAGCUACUUACAUACAUACAUACUAGAGUAAAAAUCGUAUAUUAUAUUUGCUUUUAUAUGUAGCAGUAUCUACGAUACAUCGAAUGACUAAUUUAGUUGCGCAAUUAAGUUAAAAUUAGAAUUGAUAUCUUAAUGAUACCUAAAAAUACCGCACCUACAACUGGAUGACUGGAGAAUUUUUAAUAAACAAUAACAAAUAUUGUUGAUGGUUUUCGAAUUGUUUGGAAUGUUAAGCAGUUAACAACUAUGACAAAUCAGUCAUUUACCAAGAAAAGUAGUUGAAUUUGUUGACCAUUAUGUUCAAAAUUAUUUACGAAAGUUGAGACUAACGACUUAUCAAUACUGUACCUAAAUAAAUACAAACAUACAAAGUUCAACUGCUUCAUCGAGAAUAAAUCAUAAGCACUAAGUACUACUUACUCACUUAAAAUUAAGUACACCGCACUAAUUUUAUGAUUUUAUUCCCAAAAGCACAUAAUACAAUAAUUACAAUAUCAAAGAGUUGUAUUAAAAUAUUUAAAAGGCUAUCUAUCAGUUAUUAUUGCUCAAUUAUGUCAGCAAAAUAGUCUCAAUCUCAAGGAAUUGAAAUAUAUGGGUAAGUACAUAAAAGUAAAGUAAAGUAAGUUCAGUUAAGUUGAAGAACCCAAGUUUUCUGAAACUCCUAAGAAUUUAUUAUAUGCAACGGAGUUUAUAAUCAAAGGUUUCCAGGUAAAGGUGUAAGUAGAAUAGAAACAAUAAAAUAAUAAAAUAGAUAUAAUAAUAAAAAAAAACCUAGAAGCAAACUGGAAUAAGAACAAGUAACGUAAAAAAUAAUACGCCUAUCAUGCCAAUAUUAUAAAAAACGAGUGAGUCUUACAGAAGUCGCGUAUGAUGUGUAACAUUUGAAACCUCGCCUUAUAUUAUUAAAAAUAGAAAUAAAACCUACUACAAAAGGAAUAAGCCAUUUGAACAUUACGUUCUAAAAUCAAAUUAAAUAGCGCGCGCUUCCCAAGCUUCCUGUUAUACACUUCCGUCUCACUUCACGUAAUCACUCCCACAAAUUGCACGAAAACGAGAGGAAAGAUGUUACACAUCAAUAAUAGCUAUAAAUACUAGAUAUUAUACAAAAUGACUAAAUUCUGGUGAUGGUUCUGGCAUGAUUUUCUAAACUUAAAACUAAAUUUAACAUCAGUCUCUCCUUCCCAUUCUGUAUAGAGAGUUUCAAGGAUACACUGGUGUCGAUUCUAGCAUGAUUCUCUAAACCUAAACUUAAAUUUGACAGCAGUAUAUCCUUGUCAUUCUCUAUACAGAAUAAAAAGGAGAGACUGAUGUUAAAUUUAGUUUUAAGUUUAGAGAAUCACGCCAGAAUUGGCACCACUGCUGUCAAAUUUAGUAUUAGGUUUAUAGAAUCCAGAAUCGACACCAUUAGAUAGUUUAUUUGUGUUCAAAAACUAUAAGUUAUAAAAACUGAGACUACAUUAAUUUGCUAUGAGAGCUGAUUAUACAAAAUAUAGGAAAAUUUAAUUCUUCUGUACGUAAAUUAUGAGUUUGCUUUUUUCGAUUACUUUGAAUCCUGGGCAGUUGAAGAUUAAGAGCGGAAUCGAGCUGGGAGACAUUUGAGAAAUAGGUUGCUGCCGAGCAUUGUCAAAUACCGUGAGAUAGGGAUAACAAUAGCUAACGCUGAAAAUUGCGUACAAAAAUUGCAAAAUUCAUGUUUGGCUCUCGAAGAUUUCCUCCUCGAAAAUUAGAUAUAAUGUAAAAUAAAUUUUACCCAUAGAAUAAUGAGUCGUUAUACUAGGCAUCUAUGUUUUGCUUUUUUGCAAAUGCUUAUUGAUGCACCACACUAGACGCUUUGCGUGGUAAAAAUUGUUUAUUUAUGGCAUUUUUGAGGGCUUCUAGAUUCUUUAAAAUACAAUUUAUCAAAAAAAGAAAGACAUAUAGGAGCAUAGAAUGAGUAUAUUUUACUUACUAUAUUUUAUGUAUUAAAAUAAUUUCUUUCGUGCUAAAAUCAAGAAGAAAUCAAUCGAGAACGUAAAAAAACUUUUCUGCCUCCCCUCUUAAAUACAAACGUAGAAGCUCAAUAAGCGUCAAAGUUAAUUUCCGUAAUACCGGGUUUUUUACGAAAAAUAUGACUGCUCUCAGUUAAAAUAAGCAUAAUUUCGUCAGUUUAUCUGAAUAAAACGGCACCUAUAGCUCAAAGAAACUAUUUGUACAAACGGAUACAAUAAAAAGGUUCAAAAAACAAUGAAUUGACAAUUUGUUUUUUUUUCACAUUAACUGCUUUUGGGAAUACCGUAAAAUUAGGACCUAGUACUAUCUGUAAAACAAGGAAUAUUCAUGAAGAAUAAAAAAUAAUAAUAACAAAAUUAAGGUUACUUGUGGAAUAAUAACAAUACCAUAGUCCUUCAGGAUCUUAUACCUUUAGUCCAAACACCAUUUUCAGGAAUUGUUCAUAAUGUAUAGUGAUAACUCCAUCUUGAUCAGUGUCAAAUUGACGAAACGCUGAUGUGAGAGUCUGGAAACAUGUAUGAGAAACUUAAUCUAGGCAUCUAAGAAAUUGUUAAAAUAAACUGUUAUAUUUUUAUAACAAUUAAAUGAUUUAUAUUUUAAAUAUGGAAAGCACAUUGAAUAGCCUUUAGAAAUAUCAAUAAUACUUACAUAGAGUGUUACACAGCACUGAAUAAAAUCAUCAAAUAGUAUGGUUCCAUUUCCAAAUCUAUCAAACUUCUGUACCAUAAUACUGACCACUUCAUCUGAUAAUCUGUAUCCAAAUGCAGUGAGGGCAUUUCUUAGUUCUUGUCGGUCAAUAUUACCGGAAUUAUCACGAUCGAACGAUUUGAAACAAUUCUGCCAGUCACUAACAUAUUUCCAUAGUGCUCCAAAAUCUUCGAAUGUAAUAGCACCUCUAUUUUGCUUGUCGAACAUUCCUGCGAAUCAAUAUUGCUUUAGUAAACUUUGUUUCUUUAUUAUACAGGACAUUUGAUAAAAAAUAAAAUUAAUCAUUUAAAUAGGCACAUACCGAUCAUUAACCGAACAGUUUCCGGAUUAAACGGGUUCCAUGUACCAUUGGAAAGCGCUUGUUGCAGCUCAUCUGCUGAAAUAUAGCCACUACGAUCUCUAUCCACUCUGAA